AUGGACUCGCGGCUACCGCACCCUCGCCAAAUACAAGCACAGCUCCAGGCACUCGGCGACGAAAUCCAGAGCAUCCGCGAAGAACACGAUGGCCACAUUGUCGGGCUAAGCCAGCGUUUGCAACAAGCUGAGAACCGCCAUCGACAACUCCUACAUCAGCUUCAAAUUGCUACGAAUCGCUUUCCUGGACCGCCUGGCAGUAGUCACAGUGGUUACUCGAGUUCGACUGCCAACCUAGAUAAUCCUCUCCCUCUCUCGGAGUCUCUUAUCGGUACUGGUCGCAUCACAACACCUCCACGAGCACAUACCGGUGGCGCCACGAGUAACGACAGGUAUGAUCGUGCCCGCUUCUUAUCAUCAGGGGAGGCUUCUUCUAGACACAACAGCUAUUCUAGUCGCCCAUCCCCUGUUCAGUCGGUGGAUGCGAAUGCUACACCACGCGCACAAAACGCUGCUCCCCCACUGAACCCAGUCCGCCCUCAGCAGCCAGUCAUUGGUAGUAAAGACAACGCAGCUUAUCUUCCUAUGGUCAUGGAGAAUAUCAUGUCCGAGCACCGCCGCCACAAACAAGAUCACGAUGACUGGGACCUGAUCGUGGAUGCUGCACUCGCGGCAGGCAACCUUGGCAACAAAGGAGUGGAUGUCGAGGAUCUGAAAGAGGCUCUCUUCCCUCCUCAGAACUACUCUGAUCGAUACAUGAGCGCCCCUGGCUGA
Molecule: messenger RNA, 714 nt
Organism: Alternaria viburni
Lineage: Eukaryota; Fungi; Ascomycota; Dothideomycetes; Pleosporales; Pleosporaceae
Exons: 2
Coding region: 1-714 (237 amino acids)
Source: RefSeq, a predicted model, not a curated record